CCCCAUUCUUAGGCUUUUUACCGAACCAGGGGUGGGGAGCCGACUUUAUUGUUUCUAUCGCUGAUUGCCGCUUUAAGGUUAGGGUUUAGGAAGGGACGUCCCAAGGACCCCAGAUAGUACAAACCACGAUUAUGCCGAGAUUUGCUGUUUUGAAGUCAGCUGAUGUUAAAACACCCCGUAUUCACAAAGACACAGACAUCAUCCAUGGAUUCUGCAAUUGAAAAGCACUGUUCAGAGCUUGUAGCCCGUGAGCGAAGCGGUCAUACGGCUCUAAUUGAGAGAAAUGUCCUGUACGUGUGGGGAGGCUACGUGUCAAUUGCUGAUGAUGAAGUUUUCCUACCCAAUGAUGAAAUCUGGUUAUAUGACUUAGAAAGAGGUGUAUGGGAAAUGUGCAAGAUGUCGGGAGAGGUCCCGCCCCCAAUGUCAGGCACCUGUGGCUGCUCUCUGAAUGGAGACAUGUACAUAUUUGGGGGAUGCGAUGACAACGGCCAGACCAACCAACUUUACUGUGUCAAUCUCCUGGAUGGAAAAUACACUUGGAGGAAAGUUAACCAUAAGAGUGGCUCCCCUCCCUCACCCAGAGAUAAGCUCUCUUGCUGGGUUUUCAAUGGCAGGCUCAUCUACUUUGGUGGAUAUGGUCAUAAGGAACAUGAUGACAUCAAUAACAACAGAAGCUUCCUUAUGGAUGAGGCAUCAUGGGUGGAUGACAUCUAUUGGGGAUGGAACAAUGAAGUCCAUAUGUUUGACCCAACAUCGGCCAGUUGGAGUGAACCACAUACCAGUGGUUGUGCACCUGAGCCCAGAGCUGCCCAUGCCAGUGCAACACUUGGCCACAAAGGAUAUGUAUGUGGGGGCAGAAUAAGGGAAACCAGGACAAGUGACAUUCAUUGUCUAGAUCUAGAAUCAUGGACAUGGUCCGAAAUAGUACCAGCAUCCAAUGUGCCAGUGGGAAGGUCGUGGCACACCCUCACUGCAAUAUCCGAUAGCAGUUUGUUUCUAUUUGGAGGACUGAGUUUAGACUGCAAACCAAUGAGCGAUUGCUGGGUAUUUGAUGUUGGGACGAAGAAAUGGAGAGAGUUUGAGCAUCCAUACAUGAACAAACCAAGGUUGUGGCACACAGCAUGCCAAGGGAAGGACUCUGAUGUCAUUGUGUUUGGGGGUAGUUGCGACUACAUCCUCCUAGUAGACACAGGUCACUGCAAUGAUGCACUUGUUUUCCAGAUCCAGCCCUACCCCCUCUUUCGGAUAUGUGAGGAUUACAUAGCCAAGAAUGUGAAGAACUGCAAGAUGCUUGAAAAACAGCUUCCAUUUGUGCCCCCAAAACUACUGCCAUCUGUACAGAGGAGAAUGUCAUUUUUUCGGACAACUAGGAAAAUAUAGCAUUGUCAGAUGUAAAUAUUAAGGGAAAUGUUCAAUAGUAGACUACAGUAAACUGAUAACGCAGAGUUCAGACUCUAUGUUCCACAUAUUACUGUUGAUAAGGCCUUCAUAGUAUGUGGGGAGAUUUGUCUUGCAAAACAUUAUUGAUUUAUUGUAAAUGUUUUACAGUUUAUUUUACAGUGCAUUCGGAAAGUAUUCAGACCCCUUGACUUUUUCCACAUUUUGUUACGUUACCAACCAUCUCUGCA
Coregonus clupeaformis (lake whitefish) is the source of this 1628-nucleotide messenger RNA. RefSeq names its product kelch domain-containing protein 1-like. The record is from RefSeq and is a predicted model, not a curated record. Gene Ontology annotation, molecular function: protein binding. The coding region runs from base 163 to 1380 and encodes 405 amino acids. The transcript has 14 exons. NCBI's taxonomy places the organism in Eukaryota, Metazoa, Chordata, Actinopteri, Salmoniformes, Salmonidae.